GAGCUCUCAUCUGGAAACUUGACUGAAAUAACAGAAUGGCCAGGAGAUAUGACAGCCGGACAACCAUCUUCUCGCCUGAAGGGCGUCUGUACCAAAUCGAGUAUGCCAUGGAAGCAAUCUCGCACGCCGGUACGGUGCUAGGCGUGCUCUCCAAAGAAGGAGUUGUACUUGCAGCUGAGAAGAAAGUAACCGGGAAGUUGCUUGACCUAUCAGGUACAACGACCGGCGGGUAUGGUGGUAGCGGCGAGAAGAUCUUUCUUUUGAACUCAAACGUUGUCGCUGGUGUAGCAGGAUACACAGCAGAUGCCAUUUCCCUUGUGAACUAUGCGCGUCAAGCAGCGCAACGACAUUUGUUUUCAUAUAGUGAGGAUAUUCCGGUCGAGCAGCUUGCUCAGCGGUUAUGUGAUUUGAAGCAAGGGUAUACGCAAUAUGGAGGUCUACGACCGUUCGGUGUUUCGCUUCUCUAUGCCGGCUGGGAUCCACACUAUGAAUUCCAGUUAUACCACUCUGACCCUUCAGGGAAUUACUCGGGCUGGAAGGCGACCUGUAUCGGAGCGAACAAUGGGACUGCACAAAGCUUGUUGAAGCAGGAAUACAAAGACGAGAUUACAUUAGAUGAGGCGAUCGGGCUUGUUCUCAAGACACUUAGCAAGACUAUGGACAGUACAACUCUUGGUAGCGAAAAGUUGGAAUUUGCAACGCUAACGCUUGACAAGGAGACGAAGACACCACGCGCCAAGAUUUAUCGCCCGGCCGAAGUUGACGCGUUGUUGGCAAAGCAUAACCUCGCGAAGAAAGAUGAGGAUGUAGAAAUGAGAGCAUCGUAAUGUGUUCCUAGCUGUGUUUCAUAUUCAAUGCCACUUUGUAUCUGAAGC
Messenger RNA from Fomitiporia mediterranea MF3/22, 875 nucleotides. RefSeq names its product N-terminal nucleophile aminohydrolase. The transcript has 8 exons. Lineage: Eukaryota; Fungi; Basidiomycota; Agaricomycetes; Hymenochaetales; Hymenochaetaceae. Gene Ontology annotation, cellular component: nucleus; cytosol; proteasome core complex. Gene Ontology annotation, biological process: ubiquitin-dependent protein catabolic process. The coding region runs from base 36 to 827 and encodes 263 amino acids. The record is from RefSeq and is a predicted model, not a curated record.